UAUUUAUUUCUUGUAGAAUAUUUGGAGUUUUCCUGAUCUUGUUGGAUGUGGCUCUGAUAUUUGCUGACCUAAUUUUCACUGAUAGCAAAGUUUAUAUUCCUUUGGAGUAUCGUUCUAUUUCUCUAGCUAUUGCUUUAUUUCUUCUCAUGGAUGUUCUUCUACGAGUAUUUGUAGAAGGGGGAGAUGAACUCAUAUUUUUCUGUUUUAUAUUACAGGAGACAGCAUUAUUUUUCUGAUUUACUUAACAUUUUAGAUACUGCCGUUACUGUGAUUAUUCUGCUGGUGGAUGUCGUUUACAUUUUUUUUGACGUUAAGUUUCUUAAGGAUAUUCCUAGAUGGACACGUUUAUUUCGACUUCUACGACUUAUCAUUCUGUUAAGAGUUUUUCAUCUGGCUCAUCUAAAAAGACAACUUGGAAAGCUGAUAAGAAGGCUGGUUUCAGGAAACAAAAGGCGAUACGAAAGGGAUGGAUUUGACCUAGACCUCACUUAUAUUACAGAACGUAUUGUCACUAUGUCGUUUCCAUCUUCGGGAGGCCAGUCUUUCUGUCGGAAUCCAAUUAAGGAAGUCGUACAGUUUCUAGACAAGAAACAUCCAAACCACUAUCGAGUCUACAAUCUAUGCAGUGAAAGAGCUUAUGAUCCUAAGCACUUCCAUAAUAGGGUCAGUAGAAUCAUGAUUGAUGAUCAUAAUGUCCCCACUCUACGGGAGAUGGUAGCAUUCUCCAAGGAAGUAUUGGAGUGGAUGGCUCAAGAUUCUGAAAACAUAGUAGUGAUUCACUGUAAAGGAGGCAAAGGAAGGACCGGAACUAUGGUUUGUGCCUGCCUGAUUGCCAGUGAAAUAUUUUUAACUGCAGAGGAAAGCUUGUACUAUUUUGGAGAACGGCGAACAGAUAAAACCAAUGGCACUAAAUAUCAGGGAGUAGAAACUCCUUCUCAGAAUAGAUAUGUUGGAUAUUUUGCACAAGUGAAACAUAGCUACAACAGGAAUCUCCCUCCAAGAAAAACACUGUUUAUAAAAAGAUUCGUUAUUUAUUCGAUUCAUGAUGUUGGAACAGGCGACGGAUAUGAUCUAAAAGUCCAAAUAGUAAUGAAGAAAAAGAUUGUCUUUUCCUGUACUUCCUUAAACAAUUGUCGGGUAUUUCAUGACACUGAAACAGACAGGGUAAUAAUUGAUGUGUUCAACUGUCCACCUCUGUAUGAUGAUGUGAAAGUGCAAGUUUCCUCUUUGAGUCUCUGUCGCCUAGGCUGGAGUGCAGUGUUGUAAUCUCAGCUCACUGCAACCUCCGUCUCCCUGGUAUAGGUGAUUCUUCUGCCUCAGCUUCCCAAGUAGCUGGGAUUAUAGGUGCCUGCCACCACGCCAAGCUAAUUUUUGUAUUUUUAGUAGAGAUGGGGUUUCACCCUGUUGGCCAUGCUAAUCUCAAACUCCUGACCUCAGGUGAUCCACUUGCCUUGGCCUCCCAAAGUGCUGGGAUUACAGGUGUGAGCCACCAUGCCCAGCCAGGUGAAAUCAUUUCAAUACAAAUUCUAAACAGAAGAAAAAGAUUGAACUGAAACCACCCUACAACAUCCCCAGAACCUACACUAGGGUUAGUGUCAUGAUAACCGCCAAUGGUUAGUGUUUACCAUCUCCCCCUGGACCUGAAAGGAGCCCUUAAAGCUUCAUCAAAAUGCAAAAGAAGGCUUACAAAAAAUAUUUAAGAAUUGGAUAUGGCUAGCCAGUUUUCCCAACACCAUUUAUUAAAUAGGGAAUCUUCUCCCCAUUGCUUGUUUGUGUCAGGUUUGUCAAAGAUCAGAUGGUUGUAGAUGUGUGGUGUUAUUUCUGAGGCCCCUGUUCUGCUCCAUUGGUCUAUAUAUCUGUUUUGGUACCAGUACCAUGCUGUUUUGUUUGCUGUAGCUUUGUAGUAUAGUUUGAAGUCUGGUAGCGUGAUGCCUCCAGCUUUGUACUUCUUGCCCAGGAUUGUCUUGUCUAUGCGGGCUCUUUUUUGGUUCCAUAUGAAGUUUAAAGUAGUUUUUUCCAAGCCUGUGAAGAAAGUCAGUGGUAGCUUGAUGGGGAUAGCAUUGAGUCUAUAAAUUACUUCUGGCAAUAUGGCCAUUUUCACGAUAUUGAUUCUUCCUAUCCAUGAGCAUAGAAUGUUUUUCCAUUUGUUUGUGUCCUUUCUUAUUUCCUUGAGCAGUGGUUUGUAGUUCUCCUUGAAGAGCUCCUUCACAUCCCUUGUAAGUUGGAUUCCUAGGUAUUUUAUUCUCUUAGUAACAAUUGUGAAUGGGAGUUCACUCAUGAUUUGGCUCUCUGUUUGUCUAUUAUUGGUGUAUAGGAAUGCUUAUGAUUUUUGCACAUUGAUUUUGUAUCCUGAGAGUUUGCUGAAGUUGCUUAUCAGCUUAAGGAGAUUUUGGGCUGAGACGAUGGGGUUUUCUAAAUAUACAAUCAUGUCAUCUGCAAACAGAGACAAUUUGACUUCCUCUCUUCCUAUUGGAAUAUGCUUUAUUUCUUUCUCUUGCCUGAUUGCUGU
This is a messenger RNA of Gorilla gorilla gorilla (western lowland gorilla), 2509 nucleotides long. RefSeq names its product phosphatidylinositol 3,4,5-trisphosphate 3-phosphatase TPTE2-like. The record is from RefSeq and is a predicted model, not a curated record. Bases 184 to 1266 code for a protein of 360 amino acids. NCBI's taxonomy places the organism in Eukaryota, Metazoa, Chordata, Mammalia, Primates, Hominidae. Gene Ontology annotation, molecular function: phosphatidylinositol-3,4,5-trisphosphate 3-phosphatase activity. Gene Ontology annotation, cellular component: cytosol. The transcript has 14 exons. Gene Ontology annotation, biological process: dephosphorylation.